Coregonus clupeaformis (lake whitefish) is the source of this 2025-nucleotide messenger RNA. RefSeq names its product fibroblast growth factor 17-like. Gene Ontology annotation, cellular component: cytoplasm. The record is from RefSeq and is a predicted model, not a curated record. Gene Ontology annotation, biological process: fibroblast growth factor receptor signaling pathway; positive regulation of protein phosphorylation; regulation of cell migration. The transcript has 5 exons. Gene Ontology annotation, molecular function: type 1 fibroblast growth factor receptor binding; type 2 fibroblast growth factor receptor binding; growth factor activity. Bases 503 to 1147 code for a protein of 214 amino acids. NCBI's taxonomy places the organism in Eukaryota, Metazoa, Chordata, Actinopteri, Salmoniformes, Salmonidae.
UUAAACACUGCCCAGCAAAAGGCCAAGACGCGCUAUGAGUAAGAGGGCUUUUUAAACCUGGAAUUACUUGAGGCUACAUUGCGCUACGUAUGGGGGACAAUAUUUUCUCUUGGAAUAAACAUCCAAAUGACAAUAGUUAGGGCCUAAUAGUUUUUUCCACUGGACUUGUAUGAUGGGUCUCGGUGACUAUUUUGGUUGCAUACUUUUUGGAUACUCUCAGGAAGACCUUCACACUUCAACACACCUGCUGUAAUUGGAGUAUAGGCCUACCAUUUUCCUCAUAUGCGUACCAUGAUGUGUUUCUCCUAUAAACUUUGAAGAAGGUGUUUCACAUCUGAAAGUUGGUGUGUGAAUGGAAUAAAACUCAUAAACUAACAAGGGACACAGACUGGACAGGUCAAGCGCAUUACUUGAGGCUACAUUCUGUUGGAUUACUUUGGAUCUGUUGGUCUCUUGCUCUCCGUGAAGAAAUACAUUUGCAAUUGGAUGAAAUAACAAGAGAAUGUAUGGAAUAAAUCAGCGCUGUAUUUACAUAUCUUUUCAUUUAUUCGUGCUGUGGUGCCAUGCUCAGGGGGAGAAUCAUCCGUCUCCUAAUUUUAACCAGUAUGUGAGGGAGCAGGGCGCAGUGACAGACCAGUUUAGCCGGCGACAGGUCAGGGUUUACCAACUAUACAGCCGGACCAGCGGGAAGCACGUCCAGAUACAGGGCAAGAGGGUCACCGCUACUGCUGAGGACGGCAACAAUUACGCACGUCUCUUUGUAGAAACGGACACCUUUGGGAGUCGGGUUCGGAUCAAAGGUGCAGAGAGUGGACGUUACCUCUGUAUGAACCGGAAGGGGAAACUGGUUGGAAAGCCAAAUGGAAGAAGCAGGGAUUGUAUCUUCACAGAGAUUGUUCUGGAGAACAAUUACACUGCCUUCCAGAAUGCCAAGUAUGAGGGCUGGUAUGUGGCUUUCACCAGGAAAGGGAGACCCAUCAAAGCCUCAAAGACGAGGGAGAACCAGAGAGAGGUCCAUUUCAUCAAGAGGCUACACAAGGGCCCACUACCUUUCCCCAACAUGGACAGAAUCAAACACUUUGAGUUCAUCAGUUUUCCACCCACCUGUCGCGCGAAACGGAACAGGAAAUCACAGGUUGCUGCCUAGUACAGAACAAAUUGGACUCAUAUUAUUGAGUAAAAAUAUGGAAUUUUAUAUUUUUUAUAUUUUUAAUAUGUGAAGAUACUUAAAAUGCCCAAAAGUCUAAAGGAUUAUUGUUGUAAAAUGAUCCCAUGUAAAUAAUGUAAGAGCGUAAAUGAGAUUGAUGUAUAUAUUUAAUAUGACUGUGUGUAUGUGUUUUAUUUUGCUUUUGGAGUGGUGAUGCGACAGAGAGGGAAUAGGUACAUUAAUAAACAUGUUAAACUUGGUUAGCACAAAACUUAAGCGUGACAAAUGCAACAUCUUACCUUUAGAUCAUGUCUCUCAAUUGACUGCUUUCUUGGUACUUGUGCUGAAAUAGAUUUCUGAGUUAAGAAAACCUCUUCAGAAAUGUACAGGAACUAGUAAUGUUAUUGUUUCGCAGAUCAGUGUGUACAACCAGUGCAUCCAUUUUUUAUCCAGUAUAAAAAUCUAUAGCCAAUAGGCAUAUCAUUCUAACAAAUGGCUAUGCAAAGACAAUAUUCAUUUCUCAGGCUCAAAUCUUCAAAUUAUUUACUGAUAUGUAGCCUAGCUACUGUACUUUUGGUCAUGAAUAUGAAUUCAUUGCUUACUAUUAAAGUGAGACAUGUACUUAUACUUACUAAAUUCCGUGCUAUUAAUUAUGUUGCUUAGCCCUACUAUUUUGUACAAUUACGUAAAUGCUUCUUUCAAACUAUUUCAAAAGAUCAACAACACCAAUCAAACCCAUAACACCAUUCAUGUUCUGUGUGGGAUGAACGUGUCAAUCAAAAAUAGAUAACAAAACAACAUCAAAUUAUUAAUCACAUGGAUUUAUGGUACUGUUAUGACAGAUCAUCUCUUGUAAUGAAUUUGGCAAGGAAGUAAGA